CUCACACGUGCUGAGAUGCUGGCUCGCAUGGAACGCUACGCCGUGGGUUUCCGGAAGUAUGGCGUGCUGCCAGGGGACCGGAUCUGCAUUCACCUGGAUAGCGGAGUGGAAAAUCUAUUAGCAAUGUACGGCUGCAUUCUAGCUGGAGCUACCAUUGUCUUAGCCAAGACGUCGCUCACAGAAAGAGAACUCCGCUACCAGGCAGGAGACGCCGAUUGCACUCAUGUCAUCACUGAUGAGCAGUAUACAACAAAGGUCAUUGCUGCAGUGGCGAACUUGAAUAUGAAGGCCCUCUUCUGCAUAGGUCGCGCAGCUGGCUUCGUGUCGGCUUCCCAGUUUUCGAAGCUUGACGAGAAAGACUUCUACGAGUGCCCCAUUGCAGAUCCUCGGAAAUCAUUGCUAGCUGUAUGCUACACGUCGGGAUCCACAGGACUGCCAAAGGGUGCUGAGAUCACACACUACAACUACGUGGCUUCCUUCUACUUGUUAAGGUUAAGCAUGCCAUGGGGUGAUGGAGACAUCUUUUUGGGCUCGGUACCGAUUACACACAUAACGGGUAUGAUGUUCUCCAUGACGGCUAUUCUGGAGGGAGCUUGUUGCGCUCUUGUAUCAGACAAGCUGACCCCUACGGAAAUCCUGGACACAGUCAUCAAGUACAAGUCGACGACGGCGUUCUUCUUCCCGUCCCAGCUUCAAGCUAUUGUGGGUCUGAUGCGGUGCACAGGACGGGAUCUGCCUAGCAUGCGAGCAAUCACCGUCGGCGGCAGUGCUCUCUCGGCCGCAGCAGCCGAGGCAGCACGUCAAUGUUUCAGUGGUCUCAAGGUAUUGCAGAAGGCGUAUGGAAUGACGGAAUCGUGUGGCGUUUUCACUUGUCAAUCCAGGACAGGCGAGCCACAAACCACUGCUGAUGUUGGUGUUCCCUUGAGCAAUUGUGAGCUAAAGGUUGUGGAUGUGAAAACGCGGCAAAAACUGGGUCCCCACCAGACCGGCGAGAUCUGUUACCGCUCACCCACUAUGGUGAGGGGCUAUUACAAGCGACCAAAGGAAACCGCCGAGCUCUUCGACGAAGAGGGUUGGUGUAUGUCGGGUGAUGCAGGCUACUACGAUGAGAAUGGCCGCCUGUACAUCGUCGAGCGGCUGAAACAGAUGAUAAAAUGCAUGGACAAGCAGGUGGUUCCCGCAGAGUUGGAAGAACUGCUACUCCGUCAGCAUGCGGAAGAGAUCGCUGAGGUUACUGUGGUGGGCCUUCCGCAUUCCGAUCAUGGCGAAGCACCUGCGGCUGCCAUUGUCCUCUCUCAAGUAGGCAGCAGGCAGGACCUGCUGACUCUCGCCGAGAGGAUCAAGGCCACUGUUGCCAGUAACCUUGCAGCGCACAAACAUCUGCAUGGCGGUGUUUAUUUCGUGGACUCUAUUCCGAAGACGGAGACAGCAAAAGUCAACAGACCAGCGCUGGCCCGCACUCUACUGAGAAGUUAGACCUUUACUCUACGAAUAAAAUUUCCUGUGUCGUAAA
Molecule: messenger RNA, 1513 nt
Organism: Dermacentor andersoni
Lineage: Eukaryota; Metazoa; Arthropoda; Arachnida; Ixodida; Ixodidae
Product: probable 4-coumarate--CoA ligase 1
Molecular function (GO): CoA-ligase activity
Source: RefSeq, a predicted model, not a curated record